AUGCAGUCGUUGGUGAGAGAGGUAGAGCAGGCCUUCCGUGAAGGUUAUCUGGAGCUUCAAAGGUCACAACAGACGGCAACUACAGUUGAGGCUUUGAGGGUGGCAGCAGUAACAGCUCGGGAGGAGCUGGCUACCAGGUAUCGCGAGCUAGAGGCUACCAUGGCACAUAACCAGGCAGCGGUGGACAUUUUAGUAGCAGAGAAGUCUGCCUUGUUGAUACAGUUGGAAGAGGAGAGGGCCUCGAGGGAGCUGUUGGAGACUCGAGUUGUCAGUGCCUUGGAAAAUGUGGACAAGAAGGAUAAGGAGGUACUCGAGGCAGCCUAUAUGAUUGGAGAGUGUGUUGCUGUAUGGUGGAGACCUAAUUUUGAGACAUUGAUGUAUCCUUAUUGCCCGCCACAUAUAACAAAACCAAAGGAAUGCAAGAAACUCUUCCUGGUUCAUUUAUCUGAAAGGGAAUAUUUUGCAGUUCCGAAAAACUUGAAACUUCUUGCUGUUCCAUUGUUUGAGCUCUAUGACAAUGUCCAGAGAUAUGGUCCGGUUAUCUCAACUAUUCCGCAACAGCUCUCAAGAUUUACUUUUAACAUGAUUAAUGCCUGAUUUCCAUUGGGGGUAUGUUUUCAAUGGUGAAGAAUCUUGAGCCUUCUUUUUUCGGGCAGUGGACUUCAAAUUUGUAUUUUAUUUUCAAAUGUCUUCUGGAAAGACUGAAUUAUGAGGCUCACGAAAUUGUGGCUCCUAUGUAAGGUUGGGAGCUUUAUACUUACCCUUAUUAUUGGACAUGUUUUGGCCUGUACGUUACAUAUAGUUUUUGUUGGUUGUAGGUAUUAAAUAUUUAAUACUAGUGUCUAGGAUUGUGCUUGAAAAGCCUGCAUGUUUCUUUGGUGAAAAUUAGACUGAAAAGACGAGCAUAUCAAGACUGAAUCACUCUGCCACCCAAGUGUAUUGCUAGUGUUAGGAGGGUUAGUUCUUAAGUGAAUCUUAUUUACUUAUGUAGUUGAUUUGGGCAAAAGGUCAGAUGAGAAAUUGAUAUUAUGAAGAUUAUGGGGAUGUCCUUGAAUGAUUUUUGUUAAAUUGGGUCACAUAUUAGGGAUCUGCUCUGACGAGUUAUUGUUAAUAUUUGCAGUACUGUUUACGUUGAGCCAAGAGCUUUAAUGUGUACAAUGCUAUAGAUACUGUUCCUUUUUGUUGGAAUUCAAGACGUUCAUAUUCAAUUUCUUCAA
Messenger RNA from Cryptomeria japonica (Japanese cedar), 1217 nucleotides. RefSeq lists its product as uncharacterized. NCBI's taxonomy places the organism in Eukaryota, Viridiplantae, Streptophyta, Pinopsida, Cupressales, Cupressaceae. Gene Ontology annotation, cellular component: mRNA cleavage factor complex. Gene Ontology annotation, molecular function: mRNA binding. The transcript has 4 exons. The record is from RefSeq and is a predicted model, not a curated record. Bases 1 to 597 code for a protein of 198 amino acids.